GGCGGACAAGGACGAUUAGGUUGAACGAAUGCUGGCGGUGGCGUCCUCGGAGUGGGGUUCCGCGGGGAGCAGCCCGCUGAGGUCAGAAAGACGCGGCUCGCGCUCCGGGUAAGCUCCCCAAGCCCUCUAGCUGACCAGGUGGUGAGUUCAAGGUCCUAAUCCAACAGCACAAGGGAAUUCACACCAGCCCUGAGCCUCGAAGAUGGUGUCACAGUCUGCGGGCCGGCAGGACUCUCCUGUGGACCCCUGGGAAGGAAUCAGCAAUGACCCUGGCGACAUUGAUGGUUCGCCCAGCCUCCUGGACACGGACCACCUCUCUUGCGCAUCAAACAUCAGGUUUACGAGGCACAGAGCUGCGUGGAUUAACCCCCAGUGUGUGCGGCAACAGCUGCAGGACCCGCCCCCCCAGGCGCCAGCAGCGGGGAACAGAGAGAGCCGUGUUGCCUGGGAUGCUGCCUCUCCCUUGGGCCCUUCACCGUUAUCUCUUGGGGACUCCGUGGCGGAGGCAUCAUUGUCGAAGGGCACUGUGGACUCCAUGGGCAGCUCCUCUGCCCGGGGCUCAGCUGGAAAAGGCGGUGACUUCUCUCUUACUUCAAAGGAAGAACGGGCGGUGCUCCCAGGACGCUGUCCUUGGACGCCUCUGUUCACAAGCUCCAAGAUUGACUUGACUGCCUCCCCGUGUCGUGAGGCUGGCGAUACUUUUUUCAAGCCUUCCCAGCUGACAGCUUCCACUGAUGCAGGUGCUAUUCAAGUCGGUGGGAGAACCGUUUCUUCAAAUUCCUUCUCACCAGAGGCAUUCGUGCUCCCUGUGGAUGUAGAAAAGGAAAAUGCCCACUUUUACAUCGCAGAUAUGAUUAUCUCAGUCAUGGAGAAUAUGAAGUGUAGUAUUCUGAGUCAACAGCACACAGAGACCUGGAGUACAGGAGAGGCCGGCGGGUCGCUCGGGCAUGAGCCGGCAGACUUGGAAGGGAUGUUUUAUAGCCACAUAAAGCAGGAAUCCGGCUCUUCCACUUCGUCCGACAGUGGCUCUGAAGGUUGUGCUGUGUUACAGGUCAGCCCAGUGGUUGAAACACCUACUUACUGUGAUGUGAUGAAGGAUGACUGCAAAUGUGACUUGGAUGAAUUCGUUAUCGUAGAACUUGGAGAUUUCAGCAAUACCACAGAGACCUAUGGAUGUUCCUGCAGCUCCUCUAAGAGUGUCGUUUAUGAGCCAAACUUCAAUUCGGCUGAGCUAAUAGCCAAAGAGUUGUACCACCUCUUCAGGAAGUGCUGGAUGUCAGAAGUUAAUUAUCAGCUGGCAGGCUCCCUGAACGCAGCUGGCUCCAUAGUUGUAAAUGAAGAAUGUGUCCAGAAAGACUUUGAAUCCAGCACGGAUGUAGUACAGGAAAUUAAAUUGAAGUCGAGGAUCAGAGGGACUGGAGACUGGGCGCCCCCUAGGUUUCAAAUCAUAUUUAAUGUUCAUCCACCACUCAAGAGGGAUCUCAUGGUAGCAGCCCAAAAUUUUUUCUGUGCUGGCUGUGGAACUCCGAUAGAGCCUAAAUUUGUGAAGCGGCUCCGGUACUGCGAAUACCUGGGCAAGUAUUUCUGUGACUGCUGCCACUCGUACGCGGAGUCGUGCAUCCCGGCCCGUAUCCUCAGGAUGUGGGACUUCAGGAGGUACUACGUCAGCAAUUUCUCCAAACGGCUGCUGGAUAGCAUAUGGUACCAGCCCAUCUUCAACUUGCUGCACGUGGGCCACGGCCUGUAUACGAAGGCCAAGGAGCUGGACAGAGUGAGGGAAAUCCAGGAGCAGCUAUUUCACAUCAGGAAGCUGUUGAAGACCUGCAGGUUUGCUGAAAGCACAUUAAAGGAGUUUGAACAGGUGCCAGGACACUUGACUGAUAAGCUUAACCUGUUCUCCCUGGAGGACCUGGUCCGGGUCAAGAAAGGGCUGCUGGCGCCCUUGCUCAAGGACAUUCUGAAAGUUUCCCUCGCGCACGUGGCCAGCUGUGAGCUGUGUCAAGGAAAGGGUUUCAUUUGUGAAUUUUGCCGGAGUACAGCCGUCAUCUUCCCAUUUCAGACCGCAACGUGUAGAAGAUGUUCAGCGUGCAGGGCUUGCUUUCACAAGCAGUGCUUCCAGGCCUCCGAGUGCCCCCGGUGUGCGAGGAUCGCAGCGAGGAGAAGACUUUUGGAAAGUUUGCCCUCUGUGGCGACGUCAUGCCCUUGACUGUCGUGAGAAAGACUGUGAAACACUUGUUAUGAUCACGUCUCCUAUUGAUAAGAUUGUUUUAUUAUUUUAUUUUAUUUUUUUUCUUUUUGCGUUACGCGGGCCUCUCACCGCUGUGGCCUCUCCCGUUGC
Molecule: messenger RNA, 2338 nt
Organism: Lagenorhynchus albirostris (white-beaked dolphin)
Lineage: Eukaryota; Metazoa; Chordata; Mammalia; Artiodactyla; Delphinidae
Gene: RUBCNL
Product: rubicon like autophagy enhancer
Exons: 14
Coding region: 203-2206 (667 amino acids)
Biological process (GO): autophagosome-lysosome fusion; autophagosome-endosome fusion; autophagosome maturation
Cellular component (GO): autophagosome membrane; intracellular membrane-bounded organelle
Molecular function (GO): phosphatidylinositol phosphate binding
Source: RefSeq, a predicted model, not a curated record